AUGAUGACGCCUAUUGAGGAGAAGAAAGAUGAAAAAAUUCGCACAGGUAUGGUGCAGGUGUCGGACGGCAAGUCGCGGCCGAGGCCUGCGCGACUUGUGCUCACGAUGGACGCGGUGACCGUCCAGCGCGAGGCCCCUGUGCCCGUUCAGCCGACUAAGGAAAAGAAUGUACCUCAUGCCAGGCAAGUCGUGCUGGCGAGCUCUUCUUGGUUCCCAGGGGACGCCAUCGUGGUGAUGCAGGCUACUAAAAACCACCUGUCGGCCUACCUAUCAGGCGCCCGACUCUAA
This is a messenger RNA of Arctia plantaginis, 288 nucleotides long. Lineage: Eukaryota; Metazoa; Arthropoda; Insecta; Lepidoptera; Erebidae. The record is from the annotation of a GenBank genome assembly.